CUAUUAAAAUUUUCUUUGCUUGUAACUUUUUUUCAAAGUAUAAUAAGAACUCGGACUUUUUAGUAGCUUCAUAUUUUAUGAAAAUCUGUUAGGAGACAACUUUUUCAAAAAUUUUUAUUCGUUAAAUUUUGUAAUAUAAAUAAAUAUUUGAAGUAUAGCGGUCUGUGAGACCGGGGUUAGCUUUAAGUGAAAGUAUAUUCCCAUGAGUAACGUCUGCGCAACUUGACGCGCAGCUAGUUCUACUGACAGUUCUCAUAGACUGUAUUUAUUGUUUUGAUGUUUUCGUGAAUAGUGAUAUUGUAAAAAUGUGAUAAUAAUGUAAAUUUGUAAUUAUUUAUAAAAAAUAUUUAUUAAAUAAUAAUAUUUAUUAAAUUGCUAUUGAAGGAAUUAUUGUCAAUAUGUCACGGAAGAGUUCAAAGGUGAAAAAUUCUCGAAAAGUUUUAGAGUCAAGUGUUGAGGAAUUCAGUGAUAAUCAGAGUGAUGAUUUUGACUCUGAUUCUGAUGUCGACUAUGUUAUAGAAUCAGAACACAAUUCCGACACUGAAGAAGAAGUCGAUACAGAAGAUGAAGAAGAAGAAGAGGAAAAAGCCCCUGGAGGUUAUUUCGGUAAAGGGAAAAAUUGUGAUUAUUAUUGGAGUGCUGAAAAACCAAAUUCGAAAAAAAGAAUGCCUCAACAUAACAUUAUUUUGAAACUUCCAACUUUGAAAUCAUCGGCUUUGGAAUUAGGCGAGACUCCAGAUUGUUUGAAAGUAUGGGAAUUAUUUUUCGACAAAGAUAUUAUUGAGAAAAUUGUCCUUUAUACAAAUCAAAAGCUAAAUAGCGUAAACGAACGUUUAUCUCGAAAUUCUCGAGAUCCUGAUAAAUUUAAAGUUCCUACCUAUUUGAAAGAGACUUCUGUCGUUGAAAUUAGAGCUUUUUUUGGACUUCUUCUUCUAACAUCUAUUUAUGGUUCUGCUCAUGAGAAUGUAGAGUCUCUGUUUUCUACUGAUUGCUUAGGACGACCGAUUUUCAGUGCUACAAUGUCUUCUCGAAGAUUUAAAAGUUUAUCGACCUAUUUACGUUUCGAUGAUUCAACAACUCGUUCCGACAGAAAAAAGAUUGAUCGAACAGCUGCAAUUUCGGAAAUUUUCCAAAACAUCAUUGAUAAUUGUCAAAAAGUAUACAAUGUCGGAGCUUAUGCUUGCAUAGAUGAAAUGUUAGUAGCUUUUCGGGGCAGAUGUUCAUUUAGAAUCUAUAUGCCAAAUAAGCCUGCGAAAUACGGAGUAAAAAUCAUGUGUCUCACUGAUGCUCGGAAUUCGUAUUUGUACAAUGCUUACAUUUACUGUGGAAAAAAUAGUGAUUCACAAGGCUUGACUCCUGAAGAACAAAAAUUUCUAAAACCAACUCAAUCUGUUUUGCGUCUCAGUAAGCCUCUGUAUAAAUCGAACCGUAAUGUAACUGCAGACAAUUGGUUUUCAUCCGUCGAAGUCGUUCAAGAACUCAAGAAAAAUGGACUAACGUACGUGGGAACUAUAAAAAAAAAUAAAAAAGAGAUACCAAAAGAAUUUCUUCCUUCUAAAACCAGACAAGUUAAUUCAUCUUUUCUUGGACAUUCAAAAGAUGGAGUUUUGUUAUCUUUUGUACCAAAAAAAAACAAAGCUGUUUUGAUCAUUUCCUCGAUGCAUUCAUUUGCUGAUGCUGAUCAAAAUAACAAUGGUCUUCCAGAAAUGAUCUCUUUUUAUAAUUUGACAAAAGGGGGAGUUGAUUCUAUGGACCUGAAAUGUGCAAUUUAUCAAUCGAGCAGGCGUACGAGACGUUGGCCAAUGGCAGUUUUUUUUAGAUUGUUAGAUAUAAGUGUGACAAAUGCAUUUAUUCUCUACAAAUGUUAUAAAAAUGCGUCUGAAUUAAGUCGUCGAAAAUUUAUAACAAAUGUAGCAAUGGAUUUAAUUCUUCCUCAUAUUAACUGCAGAAAAAAAGAUAAUUUGCCAAGAAAAGUUAAAAAUAUGAUUAACAUCUCUCUCAAGACUGAAACUUCAAUAAAGGAUUCGGAAUUAAGUGAUAAAUUGAAUGCUGGUAGAAAAACUUGCAUUCUCUGUGAUUACAAGUUAAAACGCAAAACUGCUUACAAAUGUGCUGAAUGUGAUUCACCUGUUUGUCUACAAUGUUCUUUAAAAGUUUGCGUGUAUUGUUUAAAAGGAACACCUAACUGUACGCUUAAUAAUUCCCAGAAUGACAGCGAUAACAGUUCAUGCUAAAAAAAACCAGUUAAUUCUCGGAUAUAUUAAUAUAAUUAAUAUUUUUUAAUAUUUUAUUAGUGGUAACUUA
Molecule: messenger RNA, 2304 nt
Organism: Leptopilina heterotoma
Lineage: Eukaryota; Metazoa; Arthropoda; Insecta; Hymenoptera; Figitidae
Product: piggyBac transposable element-derived protein 3-like
Exons: 2
Coding region: 399-2234 (611 amino acids)
Source: RefSeq, a predicted model, not a curated record